Molecule: messenger RNA, 672 nt
Organism: Dendrobium catenatum
Lineage: Eukaryota; Viridiplantae; Streptophyta; Magnoliopsida; Asparagales; Orchidaceae
Product: probable mannitol dehydrogenase
Exons: 3
Biological process (GO): lignin biosynthetic process
Molecular function (GO): cinnamyl-alcohol dehydrogenase activity; zinc ion binding
Source: RefSeq, a predicted model, not a curated record
UACCCAGUAGUUCCAGGGCACGAAAUUGUCGGUGUUGUUACAGAAAUUGGGAGCAAUGUUCAAAAGUUUAAAGUAGGAGACAAAGCGGGUGUUGGCUGCUUGGUUGGUUCUUGUCAUUCUUGUGAUGGUUGCGAAAAUAACCUUGAGAAUUACUGCUCAAAGAUGAUAUUAACAUACAAUUCAAUCGACAUAGAUGGGACAAUCACUUAUGGCGGGUAUUCAGAUUUGAUUGUUGUUAGGGAGCAUUUUGUGGUGAAGUUCCCUGAGAGCUUGGCGAUGGACAAGGGCGCGCCACUGUUGUGUGCAGGAAUAACAGUUUACAAUCCCAUGAAAACCUUCAGUCUCGAUGAGCCUGGAAAGCACCUUGGUGUUGUAGGCCUUGGAGGACUUGGCCAUGUUGCAGUCAAAUUUGGCAAGGCUUUUGGAAUGAAGGUCACUGUUAUAAGCACAUCUCUAAAUAAGAAAGAUGAAGCCAUUAAAACUUUGGGAGCUGAUGCGUUUAUAGUUAGCAGCGAUCCUCAGCAGAUUCAGGCUGCAAUGGGCACCAUGGAUGGUAUAAUAAAUACUGUGUCGGCAAAGCACGAUAUUGUGCCAUUGAUCUUUCUCUUGAAGACCCAGGGAAAAAUGAUCAUGGUUGGUGUGCCAGAUCGCCCACUGGAGUUACCCAUCUUC